Messenger RNA from Epinephelus fuscoguttatus (brown-marbled grouper), 3062 nucleotides. RefSeq names its product Fas ligand (TNF superfamily, member 6) (gene faslg). Gene Ontology annotation, molecular function: tumor necrosis factor receptor binding. The coding region runs from base 1799 to 2704 and encodes 301 amino acids. The transcript is spliced from 4 exons. Gene Ontology annotation, cellular component: membrane. Gene Ontology annotation, biological process: immune response; positive regulation of canonical NF-kappaB signal transduction; extrinsic apoptotic signaling pathway via death domain receptors. Lineage: Eukaryota; Metazoa; Chordata; Actinopteri; Perciformes; Serranidae. The record is from RefSeq and is a predicted model, not a curated record.
AUUCUUUUAGUCAUGUGAAUCACAAUUUCUCAAUAUGAAAAUGGUAUACAGAGGCUGAAUAUUGAAACUUUGCUCAUAAGAGCUGCCGCGUAAGGAAAAAGGUACGCUUGCAAGACAGAAAUGAGAAAUGUCAUUCAUUUCAGGCUGAGAUUCAUUAGAAUUUUCUACUCUAUUUUGUAAUCAGUCAUCACAACCACAACUACCUCCAUUAUGCAACAGAAAGAAGGGAGACUGUGAGAAACAUACGGUAAUCGAUAGAGAUACUUGCUGACUCAGUGAAACAUUUUAGUCUCCUUGUCUGGUUUUAUUAACUGGAGCAGCAACGGUACAGAAAACGACCUGGUUAGACCCCAAACCCCCACCCUCCCACUUAACCCACUCUUUUCUGCCACUGCUGCUACUGCUGCUGCUGCGAGGACCGCUUUCAGCAUGACACUUCUGGGAAACAGACACAUCAGCCUGUAGAGUGCAGACACCCUGUACAUUUUAUGGUUAAGCUUGACGUAGUUACCCUUUUAGUUAGUGCUCUGUAUGCAGACUGCAAGGUGAGUUUCCCUUCGUCUCUGCACGGGAUGGAAAUGAAACUUUUGCAACAGUGGACAAAGCAGAGGCCUGAGAGCUUACUUUGCUGGUGCCACAUCAUGCAAAAAAAAAAAAAACUUUUACGCAAUAUAAAAAAUUGGUUUGGCUUCACAGUUGAUGUAAAUCAUAAGGAAUCUGAAGUUUCACUGCUGCAGCAGCCUCCCCUGUACGGCUGCAUAAGUUCCCAUCUAUGUGGUCGGAAAAGUGCCCACCAAAGCCCACUGACGGCGCUUAUUAAUAUUCAUCGGCAGUUUUUCUUUAUUAAUCAACUGAUAAGAACUGAUGUCUUUGGAAACUGAUGCAACCACAAUAAAAGAGCAGCACCAGUUGCCUAUAUCCUCCAGAUGUGGCAGAGAGACCACAAUGGUAUUAAGUCAUUAAGUGGGGAGGAAAGCAGUGUGUACAUGUUCAGCUUUCCUGUAAGUGCAUCUAUGAGGUAUCACUUGGGGUUAAUUCUCACCCCUCUAAAGUAUUGCUGUCUCUCACUACCAGCUUUUCUCAAGCAGGAAACAGAAACAUGUCCUUUUCAUGUGGCAGCAGUUUCUUCCCACCAAGAAUACACCGUGUGCUACUGAAACUGCUGUCUCACUGUUUACUAACACACUGUGUCUCAUAAAGACUGGCAGAAUAAUAAUACACUUUAAUAGUAAUGCUCUUUUAAAUGGGUUGAAUAUUAAAGAUGAUGUUCAGAAUCAGAGCAUGGUUCAGAUGUGAAGAAGUGCAGUGACAUCACAGAGAAAUCCCCAUCAGUGUUAAAAAGUAUGUUACCUGGGUCACAAAAACUUGUUGCGCUGCAUAAGAAAUGCUUGGCAGGUGACUGUGUUCGUGGUUGCUCAGUCUUUCCUUUCGUGGAAUUUGUGAAAAGCUCUAUUUCUGAUGACUUGAUGGUGGUUAGUGAGGUUACGGGUCAGCUGAAGCCUUGAGCUUCUGUUCCCUUCACACUAACAGUCCUCUGUGUGCUCUGUGCAAAGACAGCACCCAAACUGUGUCUUUAAGUUCAGUAAAGUUCUGUAGUUUCAAGUACAAACCAUGCAGUAAGUCCUUAUUAAUGCUGUGCUGCAGUGCAGACCGGAGGAGGGGAACAGAUUGAUACUUUCUUGACAUGUAUAAGUUAAUGAGAAGUGAUGUGCACUUGUCUUCAGUCCAUAGUUGGUGUGGGAGGGGUUUGUGGGUGGUGAGUGACAGCUGAAGCUUUUUUUUUUUUUUUAAGACAGAGAUGCUCAGACAAAAGUACACACCUCUUUCAUGCAGAGGCGACAGACACACACACACUUUGUCUUACAGCAGGACCUGCACCAUGAGCUGUGAUCAGAGCUAUCCGUUCCCACAGGUGUUCCUCGUGGAUGGAGGUGGAGGUCAGCAGCGCUCUGCCCACCCACCGGGUCUCAUACCCUGCUGGUCCUUCCCGCCGGCCCAGGAGAGGGUGAGGAGCCGUGAGAAAAGUCGGGGCUGCAUGGGAGUCAGCCCCAGUCUGGCUACAGUGGUGCUGUUGCUGUUCCUGCUGGUGUUUGCAGCCCUGGGGUUCCAAGCCUACCAGAUUGAAAGAAUGAAGGACAAGCUGAAGGACAUGAAACUGGAAAAAUCCAUAACUACCGUGAAACCACUGGCGCAUAAUGAGUUCAAUGCACCUGAGAAGCAAAUUGGUCAUAAUCAUGAGAUGAAAAGAGAGGAGGAAGAAGACAGGACUGCAGCACAUGUGAUAGGGCGCAUUGAAAGUGUAACAUUCCCAAAGACUUUGCGAUGGAAUUGGAAGACAGGUCAGGCGUUCAUAUCUGGAGCAGUGGCUUACAGGCCUGAAGAUGGUGCCCUGCAAGUAAACCAGACUGGACUCUACCACAUUUACUCUCGAGUGGAGUUGCUCUUUAGGGGCUGCUCCCCCACAUCCUCUUUCGAUCACACUGUGUUUGUGAGGAGAGUGGGGCACACCUCACCCCUGACCCUGAUGGUGGCCCACAGAGCAGGUUUCUGCUCUCAGCAGCUGGUACACUCCUGGACCACAGAGAGUUACCUCGGCUCUGCCCUGCAGCUGCAGAAAUCUGACAGAGUUUUUGUGAAUGUAUCUCACCCCACCCUUCUUAGUCACACACAUUACGCCAACUUCUUUGGUCUCUACAAGAUCUAAAGGCUUUGUGUCUUAGUGUAGAAAUUUUACCCAAUGAAAGAAUGUAAACUGGUCAGAGUCUCUUAGUCUGACUCAUCACUUUGAUGGCUGAGAUGAAUGUGAUUGCUGUAACUGCUGCACUGAACAGCAUAAUACGAAACAGCUUUAAAAUUAGUAGCGAAAUUCUUAGAGGCAGUCUCCACACAAAUGCAUAAACAAAUAUUGUGCCUUUUAUAAAUGUUGAGAGAGUCAGUUAACACUAACACUAGUUUAGGUGUAGCAGUUUUAAAAUAUUUAUUUUAGUGUUGAUCUGACAUGUAUGAUGUCUAAAUGUGUAAGAACGUGUUAUGUAAUGGUUGUUGGAAGUAAAUAAAGAUAA